UGUAUUAUUGCUGAAAUAAUAAUUUUACAGUAUACGAGCUCGGAACCUGAAUCGAAACCUGCGACUUGAGAUCCUGCAUCUUGGGUUCUUUUCAACUGUCUUGACUCCAGCGAGGCUUCGGCUACUUAACUGGCGGUACUCGACGGUACCCUGUCCUAGGCUAGACUCACCCCCGCCGACACGGGCCAUCACAGUCGGAUCUGAGCCUACAGCAUCGGCAAUACAGCACCUGGACCUCGCGCGCUCAACUCGCCAGUUGGAUCUUCUUAAUCAGAAUCAAACAGAAGGUUCCUAAUAAUAAUUAUGUCUCACACAAUACUAUUGAUCCAGCCAGGAGAGAUAGCAGACACAAGAACUUACACGGAUUACAAUUCUGUGAGAGAAUGCAUGGAAGGAAUUUGUCGGAUCUUUGAAGAACACCUGAAGAGAUUGCAUCCUAAUAGCCCAUCCAUCACAUAUGAUAUCAGUGAACUCUUUGAUUUCAUUGAUAACCUGACAGACCUAAGCUGCCUGGUCUUCCAACCGACUGCAAACAUGUAUGUUCCAGUGAACAAAGACUGGAUCAAGGAGAAGAUAUAUCUUACGCUCAGGAAGCAAGCUGCUAAGUGAUGACUACGCGGAUCCAAGAUUUUCUCAUCCAAACUUUGAACAUUCGAUUACAACUUAUGAUGAAAAAAAAGAUGAUGGAACUUUGAUUGAGAUCGUAUUGUGCUGUAUUUGACUGAAAGGCUUUGAUCAUGGAGUUGCUAUGUUUUCACAGUGUUGUGUGUUACUUGUAUUAUUUUUGUUACAAUUACAAGCACAAUUGAGGUGAGAUAUGAUAUGUAACAUCCGCUGUUGCUUAACAUUUUUUUUGAGGGGGUGGGAUGAGGGAAUGAUGGAUUGAUUAAAAAAAUACAAAUAACCCCUUUUCUUUUUUUUGUUGGGUCCCUGCUUUGCAGAAAAUGUGUGAAAACCCCCCAGAAAUCUGAUUAAAGUGGGAAAACAUGAAAAUAAAGUAGAACUAGACCUAGCAGUCGUAAAAUUCUUGACUUUACAAUACAUCACUUUAUCAUUGUGUGUCAAGGUGAUUGAAGAGUUAUUUGGAAUCUUGUCUUAGUCAGUUGUUAACUUAUUUAGCAAGUAUCAUUUUACUCAGAUUCUUGCAUACGCCUUUUAUUUUGGGAGAACAAAAUAUCAGAUAUGACCAGUGAAUAACAAUGUACCAACUCUUUUAGGAAGAGAUUUUUAUUUUUUUGUUUUACGUAUACUGCAAAUAUAAGUGUAUGUUUGUAGUUUUGUUUGUUAAAAGUAAGAAACUUUGGUGGUAUACAGCUGACAUUUUUUCAUUCAUAGUUGAUGGAUAUAUGGAUGGUUUAGUUUUUGUGUGUUUGAUUAUAUUCUGUUGCAUCAAUUAAGGAAAGGACGCCUCCUUAAUUUGUGGUUGCUGGAGAAAGACAGUAAAUUUAUUCCAAUCUAAAAUUUAGUCAUUUUGUUAUCUGUUGCAUCAUUUUCAUUCAAAGUUUUCUAAAGGAAAGGAAGCCUCCUUAAUCUUUGUCUGCUGGAGAUAAAAACCUUUAGAUUUUGAAGCUUAUCAGUCAUCAAACUCAUCAUGGAAUAAGAUCUUGUAAAAUAGGUUUUUGAAGAAUAAGUAUUAUGAUUUCAUCAGAUCGCCUAGAAGCUUGAUCGUCACUGAAAUCUAAUCAAAGUAUGUAAAUGCAAUUUCUGACUUACCAUUAUACCCUUUGCCAUUUAUAUCUCAUUCAACAUUUUCAUGAGAUAUUACACAGGCUUUAUGGGAGCUUUUACUGUAUUGGGUUUUAAUCUGUACCUCUGAUUACCUAUCCGACACUCAAAUGUGAUCAAUAUAUUUAGCUGAAAUAUACUUUUGAAAUCUUUCAUUUAAGGCGGUGCUUCACCAGCCCGAGUUUGCUCAAUCUCAAGAUUUUAGCCUAAUCAGCCCUCUUCGAGAUUAUUCUCGAGAUUCAAGAAACCCCAUCUCCACCAGCGCAAGAAGAGCAAUUUGUGCUCGAGUCUGGCAUUGAUGCAUUAUGGUCUGACGCCGGGAAUGAAUAAUCCUGAGUCAAAUCUCGAGUGCGUCUGUAACUGCGAAGUAGUGAGAUAAUUCGAAAAUGGCAUCAUUUUGCAAAUAAUCCAAAGUUGACUUGGGAUUGCAAUCUCGAGAUUAAUUCAGCAAACUAUCGCAAUUGCAUCUCCAUUACAAAUAAUCUCAAGCUUGUUCAAAUCGGGAUGAUUUGCCAUAUCCGAAAUAGCGCAAUUAUUUGAAAACUCUGGCUGUUGCAGAUGGCCCUUUACAUUCAAUUUUUGAAGGAAAUGUAGAGUUUGGCGAUAUUCAGGAGGGUGUUUCACAGAUAUUAAGUGUGACCAAGCGUUGCGCUUAAUUUCCAAAUGUGGUAUGAAUGUUUUUAACAGAAAUGUGGCGCAAUAUAAAUGCUGUGGAUCAUCAUGAAAUAAUGCAUGAAGCUAUUCACUUAUUGGUGAUUUGAUACACAUGGGACAUUGUAAGUUCUACAAACGCCCUCCCCCCCCAUAAAUGAGAACCUUUCUUUAGAGUCUGCAUCUUUGAAUUAGGUGUAUUUCACCAUGCAAAUUCUGAGAAGAAUCAUGAUCUUGUUAAAAAAGUUAGUUUUGACUUGUUAAGUAGUUCCAUUUUCAGAUAUAUAUGUAAAAGCCAUAUCGGACUAUUUUUCAAGUAGUUUUAUGUGUCAUUUGGUGAAAGAUCAUAUUAGUAAAGUGCGUUUUUAUAUUUAGUAGUAACUGAAGAUAUAUUUACAAUUAGCAAUAGGUGCAUAAUCUAUGAAGAAGAAAAAAAUUAUUUCAUAAAAACAAGUCUCCAGAAAGUUUUACUGCUUUGCUGUAAAAAAAAAACACAAAAAAAUUGUAUCUCCUUAUUUUAGUUUUUUUUUCAAAUCAGAAUACAUGACCAGGACGUAUAGAUUGGUCAAGCAAACUUUAAUGACAGUACUACUUGAUCAAGAUUUUUUUUUCUUCAAGACCACUUUUGUGUCAUCAGCCCAUUCAUCAAUCGUUAUGUGUUUUUUGUUUCUAAGUUAAUAGUCCUUUGCUCCAAAUUUGUUUGAUUUAUCACACUGGUACAUCUGUGUAUUAACAGAGCACUGUACAUACUUUGGGGAUAUUAUGCUUCAUGUAUAAAGAUAUCUAUUUGCU
Molecule: messenger RNA, 3168 nt
Organism: Lytechinus variegatus (green sea urchin)
Lineage: Eukaryota; Metazoa; Echinodermata; Echinoidea; Temnopleuroida; Toxopneustidae
Product: enhancer of rudimentary homolog
Exons: 4
Coding region: 304-609 (101 amino acids)
Source: RefSeq, a predicted model, not a curated record